AUGUCUUCUGCCGUAACAUCAACCGAAAGCAUUGUUGAAAAAAUGUUGCAUCCAAAGACUACAGAAAUAUACUUUUCACUUAACAAUGGUGUUCGUAUCCCAGCAUUGGGUUUAGGGACAGCAAAUCCUCAUGAAAAGCUAGCUGAAACAAAACAAGCCGUAAAGGCUGCAAUAAAAGCCGGAUACAGACACAUUGAUACUGCCUGGGCCUACGAGACAGAACCAUUCGUAGGUGAAGCUAUCAAAGAGUUAUUAGAAGAUGGAUCUAUUAAAAGGGAAGAUCUUUUUAUAACUACAAAAGUGUGGCCUGUCCUAUGGGACGAAGUGGACAGAUCUUUGAAUGAAUCUUUAAAAGCCUUAGGCCUAGAUUACGUCGACUUGCUCUUGCAACAUUGGCCGCUAUGUUUUGAAAAGAUCAAGGACCCUAAAGGGAUUAGCGGACUAGUGAAGACUCCAGUUGAUGAUUCUGGAAAAACAAUGUACGCUUCCAAGGGUGACUAUUUGGAGACUUACAAGCAAUUGGAAAAAAUUUACCUUGAUCCUAACGAUCAUCGUGUUAGAGCCAUUGGUGUCUCAAAUUUUUCCAUUGAGUACUUGGAGCGUCUCAUUAAGGAGUGCAGAAUUAAGCCGACUGUCAAUCAAGUGGAAACCCACCCUCAUUUACCACAAAUGGAAUUGAGAAAGUUCUGCUUUAUGCACGAUAUUCUGCUAACAGCUUACUCACCAUUAGGUUCCCACGGCGCACCAAACCUUAAAAUCCCACUGGUGAAGAAGCUUGCUGAAAAGUACAAUGUCACAGGAAAUGACUUGUUAAUUUCUUACCAUAUCAGACAAGGCACUAUCGUAAUUCCAAGAUCCCUGAAUCCAGUUAGGAUUUCCUCGAGCAUUGAAUUUGCUUCCUUGACAAAGGAUGAAUUACAAGAGUUGAACGUCUUCGGUGAGAAAUACCCCGUCAGGUUCAUCGAUGAGCCAUUUGCAGCCAUCCUUCCAGAGUUUACUGGUAACGGACCAAACUUGGAAAAUUUAAAGUACUAA
Saccharomyces paradoxus is the source of this 1035-nucleotide messenger RNA. It is a transcript of the gene ARA1, whose product is annotated as D-arabinose 1-dehydrogenase (NAD(P)(+)) ARA1. NCBI's taxonomy places the organism in Eukaryota, Fungi, Ascomycota, Saccharomycetes, Saccharomycetales, Saccharomycetaceae. The record is from RefSeq and is a predicted model, not a curated record. Gene Ontology annotation, cellular component: cytosol. Gene Ontology annotation, molecular function: D-arabinose 1-dehydrogenase [NAD(P)+] activity; aldose reductase (NADPH) activity. Bases 1 to 1035 code for a protein of 344 amino acids. The transcript has a single exon.